Messenger RNA from Exophiala spinifera, 780 nucleotides. RefSeq lists its product as uncharacterized. The transcript is spliced from 2 exons. The record is from RefSeq and is a predicted model, not a curated record. Bases 1 to 780 code for a protein of 259 amino acids. Lineage: Eukaryota; Fungi; Ascomycota; Eurotiomycetes; Chaetothyriales; Herpotrichiellaceae.
AUGCCUGUGACUCUCAAGGGAGUCGACGGAAUCUCAGGGGCUUUCGACACUAGAGCUUAUAUGCCCACUAACGCUAAACAGUUGACAAUAAUAAACCAACCAGAAAGUCCUUCCAGUGUAAAAUUUGACAGUCACACUUCGCCCGACGCUGCGGACAGCUCCUUUGUGCAACCUCGGACUCGGGCAGCUCAUGGAAUUGUCCCUGGUCGGAGUGCCGCAGUAAGCCCGGUCAGUUUCACAUAUGACAAUGGGUACGGCAGGGUCGAGUCACAACUUUUGCAAGAACAUCACUUGCCAUCCAACAUCAAAACCACAGACCAACUGGUAGAGUUUAUCAGAUCCCGGGAUCGGGAUAACAACCACACAUCUUCUUCCUCGCGUUGCUCUUCUGAAUCGACUUUUGUUUCCAACAUUGCGCCCAGCGAUGCCUGGACAUACAAUGCCCCAGGGAAUUCGGAUGAUGUUUUGCGACCUGCUUCACAAGAUUCCAGAAUUCCUCCAAGCCCGUUCAUUUCCCCUAGACCUGGACGCUUGACGUCCAGGGUCGUAUCGAACCUACUCACCACGGGGUUUAGUAGAAGAUAUGUUUCGGCGCCAGACCUUCGUGUGCUUCCGGGCGCUACUCGCAAGCACAACUAUCAAGGAUAUUGGCUUAAGAAAGGAACUAUGCGGACGCUGGAAUCACCCAAGACAAAGGCAGGUAAGCUCAAGGAAAGCAAGACAAAGAGCGUCGGGAGGGAGCGUUACGUAGAAACCAGCGGCUGGUACGACGCUGCUUGA